UCACCCGGCUGCCACACACUGGUAGGUCGAUACUCGCGUAGUCUUCUUUUGGCGCCGCGGCGGUUUGGGAAUUCCCCGGAAAAUUUUGCUACUGAAGGCCACGCUGAUGGUCGCUGAAUGCCUAUGUACAGUGUACAUAGUCACGAGUUGGGAACGCGCGCCUUGUACAGUACAGUAGUAGUACGGAAUGGAUUUUGUGUGCAUACUUAGUUUACAGUGACUCAUUCCACAGCCACGGUAGUGAUCAUGAAUACUGUCGACCUUUCUAUUCUGUGUACUACGUCACGUGUAUAAAGCUGAUGUCGUAAAUAUUAUAAUCUGCAACUUUGUCGAGAUAUCAACAAAAUACGUUGGGAUUCUUGUUGAAGUUUAAUAGCUUCCUGGAUCGGAUCUGCAACUUGUAAUUAGUCGGAAGCAAAAGAUCAUACUGCAUAGACUUGGAGUUGGAGCACUGACAACUGAGCCUGAGAUCGAGAAGGGGCAAGAUUAUUUAGAUUUAAACGAUAGGAUUUUUGUCGAAGUUAGCUUCCUGGAUCCGGAUCUGCAACUUGUAUUAUUCGGAAGCAAAAGAGCAUAGACUUGGAGCACUGCCAUUUUGCCAAUUCUGAGUCUGAGAAGGGGCAAGAUAUUUUAUGCACUGUAACCUGUAUGUGUAUGUUUCUAAAUUUUGGUUGGAAAAAUCGUGGAUUGUUUCACUUUUGAGUUGAACUUCAUAUAUCAAUAUGCCGUCAGCUCAACAAUGGAGAGUCACAAGUUUGUGUACUUUCGUUCUCUUUUGCUGGAUGAUAAUGAAUCGGCCAUUCUUGGUGGAAGGUGAGUUCUCUUGCUACAAGGGCAGUGUAGACAUUGUGAAUGGAGAACUGCGUGUGGCAAGUACCAAGUCUAUCGUCUUACAACAAUGUUCACCUCCAACAACUCAACAGCCACCAUCUCCUGCAACAGGCGUCAACGGCACAGGGCAACCAGCAACAUCUCAGUCAAGUAACCAGACAACACCACCGAGCACCGCUUCUGCUGAUAACGUAACAACUCCUUCCGGCAACAACGCUUCUUCUUCUGGCAACAGUACAACUCCUUCAUCAAGCACCACUCCUGGCAAUGAAACAACUCCUGACAACAGCACAACUCCUUCGCCAACAUCUGCAUCUGCAAGCCCUGAGGCACCAUCAGGAAAUUCUAAUUCAAGUGUCAAUGAAACCUCUACAACUCCUCCACCAUUGACUAAUGUAUCUGCUCCAAUGACCCCGGGUCCAUCAUCAGCAGCCACGACUUCACGAGCAACUCCAGGAGGAACUCCAGGGGCAACAGAUGGAGCAACAAAUGGAACAACAACUGCACCUCCAGCAACCACAUCUACCACUUCUGCAGGAGAUGGCAGUCUGAUCGGAUGUGUUGUCACAAAGACCUACCAAAAUGGUUCCAGAGACAACAUGACUGUUUCCUUCUCAUGUCCAGUCCCAGACUCGCCUUGUAAUGAUGUUGGCUUUAAUGGCAGCACAGAGAAUCAGGUACGUAUUCAAUUCAUCCUUGCAAACGUCACUGUUAAAGAUAUAGACCAGUAG
Messenger RNA from Strongylocentrotus purpuratus (purple sea urchin), 1562 nucleotides. Its product is annotated as putative protein TPRXL. NCBI's taxonomy places the organism in Eukaryota, Metazoa, Echinodermata, Echinoidea, Camarodonta, Strongylocentrotidae. The record is from RefSeq and is a predicted model, not a curated record. The coding region runs from base 723 to 1562 and encodes 279 amino acids. The transcript has 2 exons.